CAGAGGCGAAGUGGUGCCGUCUUGCCAUAAACCCCAAGAAUACCAAUAUGGCGACUCACAACACUAACGUUGUUUUCAUAGACACCAGCCUCGAUACGCACCUAGCCCUCGUCGUUUCAGACCUCGACACUGUCUCCGACCUCAAAAAGAGUAUUCUGUCGGAACAUCCCUUGUGCUUUCCGAAAAUUGGGCAGAUUCUGAUUCAUGGGAUAAAGGUUAAGCGCAGGGGCUACUUUUACCACCUUUCGGAUUCCAUGCUUGUGAGAAGUGCCUUUAGUGCUGGUUGUUCCAACAAGAGCUGGUUUCUCAGUGUUGAUGCUGCUGUGUUGGGGGAGCGUGCUCAGAAUGAGCAUUUUGUUUAUCAUGGUUCUCCUAACCAUGUGGCCACUCUUGGUAUUGCAAAUAAUGCUUUGGUUGCUUCUCGUGAUGAUGCUAGGGGGUUUUCAUCCAAGAGGGUGUCAGCCUUCGUUGAUUCCGGGUUGAUGCAUUUGGAGAACAAAGCGAUUGAGAAUGGAGAAGUUCAUGUUGCUAGUCCUUGUGCUUCGGAAUAUUCUGGAAAAAGAGCUGUUGAAAAUUUGGAUACUGGUGUUAAAUCGACCGGUGAUAAUGACGCUGCAAUUGGAUUUCCUCGUUCUGUUUCUGAGGCUGAGGAGCAUUGCGUUUUACGCGACAUGGGAGGUUUAAAUGUUGAAUGUGAUGUAGAUGGACCUGUUAAAGGCAUUGAGGGCGAUCGUACUGUGUGUGAAAAAAAUCCUUUGUUAUCUGCGCCAAGUGUGAAGAGAAAACGAAAAAGUAUGAGGAAAAAAGAAGACACAGUGCAAAAUGAUGAUUCAAAAGACAAUGCGUCUUUUGUAGACGAUCCUCUUUGUUUCCCAUCCAAGAAAGUGUCCACUUUUGACAAUUCUCAGUUGCCGCAGUUGGAGAACAAACUAAUUGAGAAUGGAGAACUUCCUGUUGCUAGUCCAUCUGUUUCAGAACAUACUGGCAAAGGAGCUGUUGAAAAUUUGGGUACAGGUGUCAAAUUGUCUGGCAAUAAUGACGUUGCAAAUGCAUUUCCUCCUUCUGUUUCUGAGACAGAGAACCAUUGCAUUUUACACGAACAUCCGAGUUUAAAUAUUGAAGGUCAUGUAGAUGGAUCUGGUAAAGGCAUUAAGGACAAUCGUACUGUGUGUGAAGAAAAUCCUUUGAUAUCUGCGCCAAGUGUGAAGAGAAAACGAAAGAGUAAGAUGAAAAAAGAAGACACAGUGCAAAAUGAUGAUUCAAAAGACAAUGCGUCUUUUGUAGACGAUCCUCUUUGUUUCCCAUCCAAGAAAGUGUCCACUUUUGACAAUUCUCAGUUGCCGCAGUUGGAGAACAAACUAAUUGAGAAUGGAGAACUUCCUGUUGCUAGUCCAUCUGUUUCAGAACAUACUGGCAAAGGAGCUGUUGAAAAUUUGGAUACAGGUGUUAAAUUGUCUGGCAAUAAUGAUGUUGCUAAUGCAUUUCCUUCUUCUGUUUCUGAGACAGAUAACCAUUGCAUUGUACACGAACAUCCGAGUUUAAAUAUUGAAGGUCAUGUAGAUGGAUCUGGUAAAGGCAUUGAGGACAAUCGUACUGUGUGUGAAGAAAAUCCUUUGAUAUCUGCACCAAGUGUGAAGAGAAAACGAAAGACUAUGAGGAAAAAAGAAGACACAGUGCAAGAUGAUGAUUCAAAAGGCAAUGCUGCUUUUGUAGACAAUCCUCUUAGUUUUCCAUCCAAGAGGGUGUCCACUUUUGACAAGUCUCAGUUGCCACAAUUGGAGAACAAACUAAUUGAGAAUGGAGAACUUCCUGUUGCUAGUCCAUCUGUUUCAGAACAUACUGGCAAAGGCGCUGUUGAAAAUUUGGGUACAGGUGUUAAAUUGUCUGGCGAUAAUGACGUUGCAAAUGCAUUUCCUUCUUCUGUAUCAAAUGUGAAGAAAAGACAGAAAAGGAAAAGGAAAAAUGAAGACACAGUGCUAGGGGACGAUUCAAAAGAAAAUGAUACUUAUGUUGUUGGAUCUGGUAACAGUACAAUUCAGCAGGAUAUUGACGUCGUAGCAAACCCUUCAGAGCUUGCAGAUAAAGAAGUGAUUAGCAAAACUGAAGAUUUAAAGGAACAUCAGUACACUGAUUGCAACAAUAAUAACAUUAAGAAUGACAUUGAUGUAGCAGUGUCAAUUAAAGAGGCUUCAGAACCUGGACUUGCUACAAAUAAGAAGCAUAAGAGAAUGAAAAGGUCUUUGACUGUUGAAGCUCAUGAGGAAAGGAAAGAAUCAGAGGAUCUGUUUGAACAUAAGAACGAAAAAUCUAGGGAUAAUGAUGAAUAUAAGGACAAUAAGGCAACUGAAGACAUUUUACAUACUGACCCUCCUGCAAAGAAAAAGAAGGGCAAAGGCAAAAGUGGAGAAAAAAGUUUGUCCGAGGAAAAGUUGUUUAAUGAUUUAAAUGCAGACAAUGCUUCUAUCCAUGUUUUGGAGGAUAAACAGAAGAUUCAAAACAGCAAUGCUGGCCAAUCUGCUGAACAUUUUAAUGACACUGAUCUGCUUAAAACUAGUGUGCGGAGUAAGAGGAGGAAAGGGAAGAUGAACUCAUCAAAUCCUCCUGAAACACCUGUAGUUACUUCAUCUAGGAAAGAAGAAGAAGCAGAUCAUUCCGGCAUUCAAAGAGGCGUUCAGGAGGAAAUAUCUGAAGAUGGCCUAUUCUCUAAAGAUAUCAGUAUGAGCAAAACUACUAUAGACAACGUAGAGACUGGAACAGAUGCAUGCAAAGAAAGCAUUCAUUCUACAGAAAAAAGAACAGGAAAUUAUAAGAACCAUUCUGAUUUUGAAAUAAAAUCACAAACUUCUGAUGUGGACGAGCCUAUGGUGCUGACUAAGGAUAAGGAGAAUGCUGUCCUUGACCAAUGUCAUGAAAAUGAAGCUGGUCAGAUUGAGGGAGCUGAGGAGGGUAGAGUAGUAUCCCCACAAAAUGGUUCUGAACUAAUGCUUUUAGAUAACUCCACAUUAUUCAACCAGGACAACACUGAUGCAAACAUCGGAGAAUUAAAUGUGACUUCAAAAGUUGUCGAUGUCAAUGAAAUGACUGAACCUGUAAAAUCAGAGAAGGAAAAAAAAGGGAUGAGAAAGAAUAAGAAUUCCAGUGGACAGCCCACACCUAGAAAAGGCAUUAGCUUCACGGAUGCUUUUGCGAGUGAAACUGUUAUUAUGAAGUCUUGUAGUGAAACAAAUUGUGAUUCUAUGUCGGGAAAUAAGGAGACAGAGGAAAAUCCUUUAAAUCAGACAGAUGGGGAAAAAAUAAAGCAGGAGGAAAUGCAAGGGACUUCUGAUAAUGUGGAUGAUUUUAGUGCUGAGAAUGCUUGUUCCUUGGAACAAAUUAAAACUAAAUCUAAUGCUGAACAUAUGGCCAAGAGACAGAGAAAGAAAUCAAACAACAAACAGACUUCUACCUCAAAAAGCAUAUCAAAUAUGCUAACAGAUCAAGUUCUUGAUAGUAAGAAACCAUCAGAAUCUUCUGGCAAUGGAACACCUGCCAAACCUCCAGUUGCAGUGACAAAGAAAAGUAUGUCUACAAGCACAAACUUCACUAACAAAUCAGGCAAAACAAAUUUGGAACCAGCAAAAGACUCUGUUAGACGUGAACCUUCUGAUUCUCAAUUUAAUGUUGGGAGUAAAGAUUCCGAUUCUCGGUUUAAUUCUGUGAGUAAAGAUACUGUCCAACAAUUUUCAUCCGGAAAAGAACAAGAUGAAGCUAAUUUGGCAGAUGACAUGCUUGUUGACAAGAUGAAUGGAAAAGAUAGGACAGAUAUUGAGACAAUGGCCAGAAAGAACAUGCAUGGGCUUGAAGCAACAACCAGACAAACCCAUGCUGAGGAUUUAAGCUCCUCACAGAAGUUAUCAUCAAAGGAAGAGCUUAAUGUAAGGAUUCACCCUGGUAAGAAGGUACCAAAUGUACACAGAAUUGACAGAAAGGAUCGUGUCAAUGCUUCCGGGAAAAGCAUGGAUUUGGAGAAACGAAGAGAACUUUUUCCUGUAUCAAACUCAAAGCUGAAAGGUUCUAUAAAAGUGGUUCAAAAUAAAGCAGGAAAAGGUUCUGGAAAUAAUGUUAAUGGAGUUGUGAGUAAAACACAUCAGAAGAAGAGCUUGUUAGCUGGAGCAAUUUUCAAUUAUGAUAGUAGCAGCUCCUCCGAAGAUGAAGUUGAUGCCAGCACUAGAACUUCAACAGAUAAUCCACUGUUGUCUGAUUCUUCUGAUGAGGAUAGUAGUUCAGGGCUGGAUUCACCAACUGGUUCAUAUGGUGGGCAAAGUCCGGAAAAUGGUGGAAGAAGUUCCUUAAAAGCAAGCUUUUCAGGCACAAAAGGGAUGUCAAUUGAUCAGCUUCUUAGAAGCUCAAGCAGGUUUAAGAAGGCUAAGACAACAGCCUCUCAAUUGGAAGAGUCGCAAAGCCAGCCAGAAUUCAAUCCAGAGAGCCUCGCCGAGUAAUCACAUGUUUCAGCAAAACAAAGGAAAAAAGUACACUCACCACAACAGUGGUAUUUUUGUUCAUUUUUUUUUGUUCUUACAGAGCUCUCUCUUUGUUGACUUGUUACUCGAGGGUUUAAUGCUCGUUCUAACGCAAACAGGGCGCUAUUUUGCCGUGUAAGCGUGUUUAUCUAUCAUUGUUGGUGAUUUAGAACAAAGUGAUGCGUUACUGCGAUAUACAUAUAGUUAUAAAAAGGUGCAUUAAAGUUCUCUAGAAAUGUUUCAAGCCAAUGCCAAAUCAUUGCGUAGUAUGUCUGUAAUUUAUUAUGCGUUCCUCGACCGCAUAAUUUUUUUUAGGUUUAAUUAAUUAUUAUUGUCUCCAUAUUUUCCGCUUAUUUUUCUAUUUUCUUUUUUAUCUUGAAUUGAUAAAGCUACUUGUAGAGAUAAAAGAA
Cajanus cajan (pigeon pea) is the source of this 4909-nucleotide messenger RNA. Lineage: Eukaryota; Viridiplantae; Streptophyta; Magnoliopsida; Fabales; Fabaceae. The record is from RefSeq and is a predicted model, not a curated record.